GAGUCAGCUACUGAGGUAGUGGCAACCAUAUACCACAGACCAGCAGCACUCAGCAGUAGCAAUAGUAGCAGUAGCAGUAGUAGCAGCAGCAGCAGCAGUAGCAGCAGCACUCGGUCAGCACCCACUUGUCGACUGGUCGACACCACGGCAGCUCAACACCGACCAGUCCUAGCGACUACUUGUGCGAUUGUUGAGUGCCACCUAAGGGGAAUUAGAAACAGCGGCGCCGGCAGCGUGUACUAAUUAGCGCAACAAUUAAUUGCCGAAGAGCACGAACUGCCAGAGCAACUGACCGCACGCGUGCGCGUCGACGUGACCAGCUGCAGCCUGUUGCAAGCGGCGAAUUAUGACUGGAACCCUCUAAGUGCUAGUUCAAUUUGCCUCGGGGAAAACGGUUUUCAUGUGGCUUCCGGAUGCUGUGGUACUUUUCUACAAACGGUAUAUUAAUCAAAUUAAAGAUAGACUAAUCCUACGCGAAGAAAAGAAAAGAAGAGAGAAAGAAAAAAGAAAAGAAAAACAAAAAGGAGCAAAAAGUGCAUUGCAGACAACAUAACUUGCCGCGAAAUGGAUGAACCAAUAACACGAGGUGGUAGAUGGGUUUGCCCGAAUGAUCGACAAUUGGCAUUGCGAGCAAAAUUGCGAACAGGAUGGUCUGUAAAAACAGGAUCUUUUGAAUCUCAUGGAUGGGGACAAUAUCCAAAUUCCUGCACGAGCAAUUCCAAUCGUUGCGGACAAUCUUACUUGCUCACUGAUGAUGAACGGAAAGCUAUUAUCCAGGUGAUACAAAGGGCCGAGGCUCUGGAUCUGUCGGAACAGGAGCGAGUCGGUAGACUCGUUGAGAGGCUGGAGAACAUGAAACGAAACGUGUGCAUCGUAACAUCGACCAGAUCAAACGAAAGACGUAACUGUGGACGUCGAUGCUCCGGUGGAGCUCGAUGUGUCUGUUCGUGCGCACUCUGCGGCGAAAAGUUCGGCGCGGUGUUAGGGGCGAGCGCGAAUCUCUGCAAGGAUUGCCGCAAGUACAUCUGCCAGAAAUGCGGCAUCGAGGCCACUAGACUUAAUCCAUCGAAAGGAAACGACGACGAAAAUGAUGAAACUACUUCAUCGCACGGUUCGUUACGCGUCAUGAGAUUUGCUCAGGAAAGAACAGGCGUUCAAAGAAUCGUUCAAAGAUCCCAUGGAUCCAAUGCGCAAAAGCAAUUUCUCUGCCGAAUUUGCGCCGAGACUAGAGAAAUGUGGAAGAAAAGCGGUGCAUGGUUCUUCAAAGGCAUGCCGAAGUAUAUUCUACCGGAGAAGAAGGAGCGAGGAUGGUGUCGACCUGGUCAUAGAACGUCGACAUGGACGAUAGGUGGUCCAUGCAGAUCCGUGGACUCAACCGAUGCUCAGGAUUCCUCAUCCGACGAUGAUGUAACACGACGACUCGCAGUAGCUCGCGGUCAUUCACCUACGAAUCUAUCAAGCAAUCGUGAAAGCACUCCUACCAAGCUGACAAUUUCGAGUUCUGCACCUAGUACUUCAUCCCCGAAAAGUCCUCGAGGAAGGCCAAAUGGUCUGUCACCUUCAGGCUAUCGCGAAGAUGCGAGUUCCGACAGGCUGGACAAGUCCUGCCUUUCGAUCGCGUCUCAAUGCAACCGACUUUCGCCCACGGGCUCAAUCAGCCCUCGCUCAAGGGCAAGUGGCAAAAGCCCGAACGAAUUGCAGGUGGAGCAACGCGUAUCCUUCGAAGAUAUUUUCGUAGACGACGAGAAGGCUCAUGAGGCGGACGAUGAUGAGGAAGAAGACACCGAGGAGACUCGCAAAGACACUUCCACAUCAUUAGACCGGUCGAAGGGCUCUCAGACUGAAAGCGUCUACGAUAGCGACGACACCGACCACACCGGUCGAACAAUUCCAGACUAUGGGAAAGAUUCUCCAAGAGAGGAAUGCGGAACGGGACGCGAGCAGAUCCUGCUCGGGCCAGGACAGCUCCUCCAGCACUCGCAGCAACAGCCAAGUCAAGAUGCAAAGAACUCUGGAAUAUCCACGAGAAACGGAACAAGAUUAUGGGACUCUCGAAGUCUCCUUGCGAUACGACCCGGCAGAUCAGUGCCUCCAGUGCAAAGUGGAACGUGCACGUCGUCUAAGACCCAUGGAUAUCCAAGGUCUCGCCGAUCCCUUUUGCAAGCUGAAUAUACUGCCCGUCGGAAAAGCAUCGACGAGCAGACGACUACGAACAAAGACGGUACACAAGACACGCGAUCCCGAGUUCAACGAGACGGUGAAUUUCUACGGGACAACGGAAACCGAUAUCUCGACCGGCAAGGCGUUGCACAUCCUAAUUAUCCAGGACGACCCCUCGGGCCAAGACUUCCUAGGAGAGGCGAGAUUUUUUUUUUCAUAUUAAAAGAAACAUUACAAAACAUCUCUGCAAGCUCAUUAUCCAGUAUGUUGAAUACAGAAGUGGACAACGAAGAGGAAACCUGGGGUAUGUGUUCGAGCGGUCGCGGGAAGAUCCAGAUAAGUCUGAGCUAUUGCACGCGUCGACGUGCACUGCUGGUUACCGUGCACCGUGCUACGAAUCUCUUGCCCAUGGACAGCAACGGGUUUUCUGACCCAUUUGUCAAAUUGGCACUCGUCGAAGAUGCGACCGACAAUCAUCGGCAGCAACGGUUCCUAGAUUACUCGGCCGCUCGCGCUACUGCCAAAAAGCUGACCGGGAAGAAGAUGGCCGGCCGCGGCUUGCAGAGUACGAGCAUCAAGAGGAAGACAUUGAAUCCAGAGUGGAACGAAGAGUUCGUUUUCGCGACUCGCUUGACAGAAUUAAUGAAGUUGACGCUAUGCUUGACCGUGUGGGACAAAGACUUCGGCAAGAGUAACGACUAUCUGGGCGGCCUUAUGUUAGGUUGCGGUAGCAAAGGAGCACGUCUUCGACAUUGGAUAGAUGCGAUUAAAUUCCCGGAUCAUCGACAUUUGGCAUGGCACAAUCUGGCGGAGAUGGACGUACCUAUGGAAUGAUAAUUCUAUUUCGAUAAUCGGAAAGCAGGUCAAGAUUAAAUACACAAACUAUGCGGGCUUUAUCCACGUGUCAUGUGCACUUAUACGGAUAAACGUACGCAUACGCGUAUAGUAUACUUGGCGCGCGUGUUAUCACUUUAUGCGUGUAAUUUAUCGUUGCUCAAAGAUUAAAUAUUAUAAAGCAUUAAGAGGUUGAUACGAAAAUAAAGAAGUUGAGAACAGAAUGUU
This is a messenger RNA of Mycetomoellerius zeteki, 3222 nucleotides long. RefSeq names its product rabphilin-3A. The record is from RefSeq and is a predicted model, not a curated record. Gene Ontology annotation, molecular function: small GTPase binding. The transcript is spliced from 11 exons. Lineage: Eukaryota; Metazoa; Arthropoda; Insecta; Hymenoptera; Formicidae. Bases 565 to 2994 code for a protein of 809 amino acids. Gene Ontology annotation, biological process: regulation of calcium ion-dependent exocytosis; spontaneous neurotransmitter secretion; intracellular protein transport. Gene Ontology annotation, cellular component: synapse.